GGGAGGUGGGGAAGGGGCUGUGUGGCGGGGUUUAAGUGUGGGUGUCUGUGGGUCACUUUUAAGGACCUCAGAACGGGACCAACACGGAAGCGUCAGUGUCAGGCCCGGACGGCUCCGUCUGAGCCAGGAGCCUUGGCGAGGCUUUGCCCUCCGCCAGAGGAGAGAAUGUCCCUCCCGGCGCCCCCUACCCGCCCCCUCCCCGGGCCGGAAUCUAGAGCCAGAAGGCAUCUGGGGGCGGGGGAGGCAUUCAAAAGGUGGGGGGAGGGGCCGAUAAAUCUAAGUCCGGUGUCUGGGGCAUGCCGGUACCCACGUGCCAUGGAAGGGGCCUCGAUCUUGGGCACCGAAGACAUGCCAACACCCACGUGAUGCCGGUCUCCCCUUCCAGUGUACCUCUUCCCAUUCCCCAGUAACCCCUCCCCCAAGGAGUCUCCCUCAAUUCAGCCAGUGUAGUUUCUGAAUGGAAUGAAGCCAAAGAUGGCAGCAGGGAGUGGGGGGGCUUCUUUCUGGCCAGUCCAAGGCCCUUCCUAGCCUGAAGUUCCCUGUUCUCCCCGAUGGGGAAGAGUCUCCCUUGAGGCCUGGGAACCCCUCUGAGCCCUCCCCCUCUCUCCUCCAGGCUGACAGAGAGGAAGCCUCCCCCCUCCUCCCAGGGCUGCCACCCCCUGAAGCACCCCAGGGUGGCCCCGCAGAGAGCCCGCAGCCAGAGGAAUGGCCCCCGGGACCCCAAGGUCCCUCUCCCAGGGGUUAAUGAACUUUAAGGAUGUGGCUGUGGAUUUCUCCCAGGAGGAGUGGUGCCUGUUGGACCAUUCUCAGAAAGAGCUGUACCUGGAGGUCAUGUUGGAGAAUGUGCAGAACCUACUCUCCGUGGGGCUUCUAGUUCCUAGAGAAGAUAUUGUCUCCUGUUUUCAGCAAGGGGAAGCACCAUGGCUGUUAGAGCAAAGAGGCCCAAGGAGCUCCUGUCCAGAGGCAGAAACUAAUUUUGAAGUGAAGAAGAUAUCUUCCAAGCUAAGCCAUUUUGUGGAAGGAUCUGGCCUCCAAAGGUACAUGAAUCAGGGUCUCUCUGACUUCAUUUUGAAAGAUAUUUGUGACUCUACUAUCAAAGAUAAUAAAAAUCCAAAGAGUUACUAUGAAUUUGAUAAAACUGCAGAGAAAUUCAGUCAAUAUUCAGUCCUAAAUCAGUCUACCAAAUUGACUUCAGGAAAUGACUGUUGUCAGGUUAGUAAAUAUAGCAAAGGCUUUCUUGAAGAAAUAGGACUUGUUCAGUCACCAGAGAAUACUCCUGAAAUUCUCAUGUAUCUAGGUAAACUUGGUGGAAUGGCCUUUGACUCAUGUUCAGACCUCAUUAGAAAUUCAAAAAGUAAACAUGUAGAGAUGGUUUUUGUGAAUAAUAAAGAUGGGAGACCUUUUAGUCAGAAGUAUGAGCUUGGUUCACAUCAAAUAAUACUCUGUGGAGAGAGACCUUAUGAAUGUAAACAUUGCGGAAAGAUUUUCACCCGGAGUGGCCAUCUUGCUGCACAUGAGAGAAUCCACACUGGAGAGAGACCUUAUGAAUGUAAACAAUGUGGAAAGGCUUUCACUCAGAGGCACCAUCUUGCUAGACAUCAAAGAAUCCACAGUGUUAAGAAAGCUCAUGAAUGUAAACAUUGUGGAAAGAUUUUCACUCGGAGAUGCCAUCUUUCAGCACAUGAGAGAAUCCACAGUGGAGAGAAACGUUUUGAAUGUAAACACUGUGGAAAGGCUUUUACUUGGAGUGGCCAUCUUGCUAUACAUCAGAGAACGCACAGUGCUGAGAAAGCUCAUAAAUGUAAACAUUGCGGAAAGAUUUUCACCCGGAGUGGCCAUCUUGCUGCACAUGAGAGAAUCCACACUGGAGAGAAACCUUUUGAAUGUAAACAAUGUGGAAAGACUUUUAUACGGAGGGGCUCUUUUGCUAUGCAUCAGAGAAUCCACAGUGCAGAGAAACGUUAUGAAUGUAAAGACUGUGGAAAGGCUUUUACACAGAGUGGCAGUCUUGUUGCACAUCAGAGAAAACACACUGGAGAGAAACCUCAUGAAUGUAAACACUGUGGAAAGGUUUUCACUUGGAGUGGCCAUCUUACUGCACAUCAGAGAAUCCACAGUGGGGAGAAAGGUCAUGAAUGUAAACAUUGUGGAAAGAUUUUCACAAAGAGGGGAAAUCUUGCUGUACAUGAGAGAUUCCACACAGGAGAGAAACCUUUUGAAUGUAAACAGUGUGGAAAGACUUUUAUACAGAGGGCCUCUCUUGGUGCACAUCAGAGAAUCCACACUGGAGAGAAACCUUAUGAAUGUAAACACUGUGGGAAGGCUUUCACAUGGAAGAAAGAUAUUGUUGCACAUCAGAGAAUCCACAGUAGAGAGAAACCUUAUGAAUGCAAACUCUGUGGAAAGGCUUUCACACAGAGGGACCAUUUUGCUGCACAUCAGGGAGUCCACACUGGAGAGAAACCUUAUGAGUGUAAACACUGUGGAAAGGCUUUUACAUUAGGGAGCAUUCUUGCUGCACAUCAGAGAAUCCACACUGCAGAGAAACCUCAUAAAUGUAAACACUGUGGUAAGGGUUUUCUGUGGCAGAGUGAUCUUGUUGUACAUCAGAGAAUCCACACUGGAGAGAAACCUUUUGGAUGUAAACACUGUGGAAAGGCUUUCACAAGUAGAUCUGCUCUUUCUCGCCAUCAGAGAAAACACCCAGGAGAGAAAUGUUAUGAAUGUAAACACUGUGGAAAAGCAUUUACAUUUAGGAGCAUUCUUGCUGCACAUCAGAGAAUCCACACUGAAGAGAAACGUUUUGAAUGUAAACAAUGUGGAAAGGCUUUCACAAGUAGAUCUUCUCUUUAUCGCCAUCAGAGAAAACACACUGAAGAGAAACCUUUUGAAUGUAAACAAUGUGGAAAGACUUUCACACAGAGGAGCUCUCUUGCUAGACACCAGAGAAUCCACACUGGAGAGAAACCUUAUGAAUGUAAACAAUGUGGAAAGGCUUUCACUUUCAGUCACAUUCUUGCUAGACACCAGAUAAUCCAUACUGGAGAGAAACCUUUUGAAUGUAAACAGUGUGGAAAGGCUUUCACACGCAGGGGCUCUCUUGCUGUACAUCAGAGGAACCACACAAGAUAAAUUUCAUGCAUGUAAAUAGUGUGGAAAGGCUUUCACAGAGAGGAUUUGUCUGGCUAAAUAUCAAAGUAUCCACAUUGUAGAGAAACUUUAUGGAUGCAAUCAGUUCUAAUUCCCUUUCCCAAUAAACUUCACAGUUGCUUCAUAUCAUAAAAUCUUCAUGGAGGAAAACCUAGUGAAUGAGGAGUCUGAGCUUAUAUAUAUAUAUAAAAGCAGCUUUGCUGCUUUUAAAUUCUCUUAAGAGCAUCCAUACUAGAGAGAAACUUUGAGAAUAUGAUCAACGUAGUAAGGCAUUCAGUCAUCACUCAUCUCUUAUUAUUUCCAACAUAGAAUUCCUUUUGAAUGCAAAUCUUAUUACUGUCUUGAAUGAAGAAAGACAUUGAAAUGAAUAGUCCAGAGCUUGUUCGGUAUGAGAAAUAUCUUCUGAACGGACUAGUUCCAGAUGGAUUCCCUGUAAGCAAGCUUUCAGCCAGAGAUCAUCUCUUGCUUCAUUUUAGUGCAACCAUGUAGCCUUUCCUAGUUUAUAAUUUGAAGGCGAAGUUAAGAUUUAUAAAGAAAAUUGUGGUAGUUUUUAUUUAGAUAGCAUAAAUUUGGGUUAGUCAGAUCAGGAAUUUGUUCAUUGGAAAAUGACAUAUUCUCAUAAACUUAAGUCAGUUCAUAAUAUAUUUGUGAAAUGAGGCCUUUGCCGGACACACUUGCUAUGAAAGUUUUUAAAAAAAAAUUUUUUUAGUCAAUUUAGAACAUGAUUCCUUCAUUAAUAAAUCUCUUAAAAUAUAAUAUUUUUAUUAUUGAGAUUUAAUUUUAACUUUUACACCACUCACUUCCUGUUGUUACAUGCUGACAUAGGAUAUAAAUUGCGUGGAAUUUUGUGUUUAAUGCUCUUUUCCUUCCUGUUGGCAGCUUUGCUGGAGUGGGAUUUUUGAGCAGGUAGAAAACUUGGUCACAUGGUUGUAUUUUGGCAGAUAAUAAACUUUAAAAAUAUAAUUCUUCAAGUAUUCAACAUUAAUUUUAACUCUUACAACAGCAAACCACAAGGUGAGCUUUCCAUGCCUCUCCUGCCCUGUGACACAAUGCUGAGAAUUCAGGAUCGAAAGUGCACAGAGAAUGAAUCUUACUUUCAUUACUGACAUAGAGUCAUGAUUACUUCUUGAUUCUUACUGAUUAUUAUCUCUUAUACACAGCUUUUCAAUCUGCUAAUACCUGGGGCUAUCUCAUAAAUUACAGUUAUAUUUUAAUAUUCUAAUAAACUCUUUAUAAUCUAAUGAAUUAAAUUUCUCCUUAUAUACCCCCCUUUGAUCCAAAGUUGGACAUGUGCAACAAUGGGCCAACACUAAACACUGAGAGCACAUUAUGGAUGAUGGGUGGUCCAGAAGUGGCACUCUCCUCCUGAGAUGCACAGAUGACAAUGGAAGGGGAAGAAGAGGGGAAGGGGCAAACGCAUAGCAUUCAAUUAUAAAAAAUAUAUAGGUAAGGCCAAGAUUUAUAAGAUCUUCAAGGGGAAGAGCUGUUCCCCCCUUUUAACAAUGCAAAA
This is a messenger RNA of Monodelphis domestica (gray short-tailed opossum), 4660 nucleotides long. The record is from RefSeq and is a predicted model, not a curated record. NCBI's taxonomy places the organism in Eukaryota, Metazoa, Chordata, Mammalia, Didelphimorphia, Didelphidae.